CAACAGUAUGUUAAUGGGCUAAACUCGAGGGGUCACACUGGUCUCCAUCUGGAAUUGCAUAAACAAACCUCGCUACUGGAAUAAAAUCACAAAUAUGUCGUUUAAUAUAAUGCAAAAGCUGACAAUGCAGUGUCUGAAGGCGGACCAGCCGCUGAUGACCACCGUGCGCAAUGCCAGCAAGAAAACCGGCGGAAGUACGAGGAACAAGAAAGGCCAUGCGAGGCCCAAACAUCGCGGAUGGCGCGUCCAGGAUGGACACUACGUCUCCGAGGGCACCAUACUGGCCACCCAACUCACCACGCGCUUCCAUCCGGGCCUGAAUGUGGGUUUUGGACGUAACGGAACGCUGUUCGCCAUGGAGCACGGCAAGGUUUAUGUGACCUGCGAGGCGAUCGAUCCCAACUGGGACCACACCUGGAUUCAGCGGAACUACGCCGGCCGCCAGGACCAGACCAUCUAUAAGAAGUUCUUUAAUGUUGUGCCCGAAAAUCAGCACCAGCGAUUUCGUCUAGUGGAGGAAAUCUAGGUUGUUAAAUACAAAAUUAAAACCAAAUAGAAAA
Messenger RNA from Drosophila teissieri, 560 nucleotides. It is a transcript of the gene mRpL27, whose product is annotated as 39S ribosomal protein L27, mitochondrial. The transcript has 3 exons. Lineage: Eukaryota; Metazoa; Arthropoda; Insecta; Diptera; Drosophilidae. Bases 95 to 526 code for a protein of 143 amino acids. Gene Ontology annotation, biological process: translation. Gene Ontology annotation, molecular function: structural constituent of ribosome. Gene Ontology annotation, cellular component: ribosome; mitochondrial large ribosomal subunit. The record is from RefSeq and is a predicted model, not a curated record.